UGUGGACGCUCGUUUUGCUCUUGACAGGACGUUCCCUACCGCCCUUGGGGACCCGAGCGCUGGGCCAGGGCCGCUUCCCAGGCGCCUCUUCGGGACCCACCGGGGAGGACAGUGAGGAGGAUGGGGCCGACGUCCGCGCCUUCGCGCGAGCCGUGACCCCCGCCUCCGUCCCCGCCUGGCCCCCGUGCGCGUUUACACGGGGGAGGCUGAGGCUCUGAGUGCCACGGGCUUCGGGCGGCGGGCAGGCUCCGGCCCCGUGGAGUGUGGGGCCCGCUGAGGCCGCGGGCUUGCCCGGGUCCUAUGGCGGCGGCGCUGAUGGACCCGGAGCGGGUGAGUGGGGGGUGCCCGCGGCCUCAUUCAUUCGGACCCCCACACACGGUGCGAGACUCCACGAAGGGGGCGGGGGCGUCCCUGGACCCCCCGCCUCCUUCGCCUCUCUUUCUUGGCUGCCGGAGGCUCUAGGGUCACUCCAAGCCCGAAGUCCUGAGUCCUAGCCAUGGGCCAUGUGGAAAGGUCCUCAUUUCUAGAGUCCAGUGGGACGAGGUGUGGGAAGCUGUUUCAGGCACAGGGACCAGGGCGUGCAAACGCUAGCAGUGUUCAGGGAGCCGCAGGUCUCCCUUCUGUUUGGUGGACAGGAGUCAGGCCUGGCAUGGCAGCCCGAGGAGGUUGGCCUGUAAUGUGAGGGUGGUGGGAGCCACGGAAGGUUAGGAGUAGAGGAGGGAGGGGAUCCGACUCACGUUCACGCUCCUUCUGGCUGCCGAGUGGAAAACAGACAGGGGGGUGGGGCGGUGAGGGCGAGGGAAGAGAAAGGGAGGCCCAUAAGGCUGCUACUGUAAUAGAUCAGGCGAGUGAUGGUGGCUUGGUCAGAGUGGUGACUGGAGUUGGGAGAAGUGGUUAGAUUUUGGGUCCGCCUUUUAAGUUAAGCCAGCCAGAUUUUUUUUUUUUUUCUUUUGGUCUGCUGGGCAACAUUUACCCUGAGUUAACAUCCCUUGUCAAGCUUCCUCUGUUUUGUACGUGAGCCACCACAGCGUGGCCACUGACAGACGAGUGGUGUAGGUCCAGCCCAGGAACCGAACCUGGGCCACCAAAGCAGAGCGUGCCGAACUUAACCCUUAGGCCACCAGGGCUGUCCCGUAAGCCAACUAGGUUUUUAUGAUGUGGAGGGUGAGAGAGAAGUGGAGGAGGCAGGGAGGUCCCCAGGGAGUCUAGCUUCAGCAACUAGAAGGCGGAAGUGCAUCCACAGAGACGGGGAAGUUGGUGAGUUGAACAGGUUUCAGGGAAUAUCAGGAGGUGGAUUUUGACCAUCCUGAGACUCCCGAGUGGACGUCUCGAACGGGCAGCUGGACACGCAGGUCUAAGUUAUGUUCAGGGAUUUGGCUUGGAGACAUCCAUUCGGCAGUACCAGCCUGUGAACAGAGAUGGAACCCUGGUUCAGGUUUAGGAGGGGGCAUCUUUAGGUCCUGGUGAUGGGUGCCUUACUGGGGCAGCUGAGCACUGGGUGGCUGGCCUGGGUACCUGGGCAGGAGUGGUGGGCAUGAUAAAGUUGGAUGAAGGGAGGAGCAGCCAUGAGGGAAGGUGUGUGUGGGAGAGGUGGAUCCAGAAGGUCCCAGGGGCGGAAGCUGAGGCAUGUUGGAGAGGGAGAUGACAGCCCUUAGAGGGGCUGGUGCUCACCCCUCUAUGGACUUACUGGCCUUGGCCACUCUAUGGGGCCUGGUGGUUUCAGUGAGGAUGGAGGAUUAGCUCAAUGGCAGACAGUCAGCUGGGAAUGUCCCAGGCCCAGGGUGGGAGGUGGUGGGACUGGGCUUUGAAUGUGCAUUAGGAGGAGAAAGGAAUGCUGUGGCUGGUGAGGGGACAGCAAGGGGAAAGGCAGAGAGGCCUGAAAGUCUCUGAGAUCCUUGUGUGGUCUGGGUGGCUGAGGGUUGAAGGUAGGAAUAGGACCAGUUGGAGAAACUACGAAGGAAGGGCUGGGUGCCACCCUUGGCAGUUGGGACUUUUGGAAGUCUGGGUCAGGACGGGCUCCUGGUUGACCUCACGAGGUAGCCAGGCUCUGGCCACCAUUUGCAGAGUGGCAUGUGGGGCAGCCGGGAGAUACCCAUUGUGUGGGCCAGAAGAUGGUGGUGGGGUCUGGAGAUGUGCCAUACAAAGACUGAUGUGCAGGUGCAGAGGCAGUGUGAAUCAAUGGACUGGGGUCCUGGUACUGGAGCCUAUGGGAGAACGCUGUCCUCGUAUUGGCAGGGCUGGGGGACCUUUGAGGAUGUGGCUGUGUACUUCGCCCAGGAGGAAUGGGACCUCCUUGAUGAGGCUCAGAGGCACCUGUACCGCGAUGUGAUGCUGGAGAACUUGGCCCUUGUGGCCUCGCUGGGAUGUACAUCUUCCAAGUCCCAUGUGGCUGCCCAGCUGGAAGAGGGCAAAGAGCCCUGGGUGCUUGACAGGGUGGAUGUGUCUCCAGCCAUUGCAAGAGAGGCCGGGAGGGAGCCUGGCUCUGGUUGUUGGUGUGUAGUGGAGGAUGCCGCUCCUGAGUGGGGUGUUUCUAUAGAAGGAGUGCUCCAGUUCAGGACCCCUAAGGCAGGUCCUUCCACCCAGAAGGCCAACACCUGUGACAUGUGUGGUCCAGUCUUGAAAGAUGUAUUGCACCUGGCUGAGCACCAGGGAGUACACCCCAGGCAGAAACUGUACAAGUGUGAGGCAUGUGGGAUAGGUUUCUGGCUCAGUGCAAACUCUCACCAGCAACAGAAGGAGCACAGUAGAGAGAAACCCUUCACAUGCAGGGAGUGUGGUAAGGCUGUCCUGGAUAGCCACAACCUCCUCCAGCACCAGGCCACCCACAGCAGGGGGAAGCCAUGCAGGAGCACUGAGCGCAAGGCCUUCCCACCCAGCUCCAGUCACCAGCAACAGCAGGGAGUCCAAGCUGCACAGAAGCCCUUCAAGUGCAGCGACUGCGGGCAGGCCUUCCUGAAGGCCUUCGCGCUCCUUGACCACUUAACUCUCUCUGAAGAGAGACCCUUUAGAUGCCCAAAAGGUGGAAAUGCCCCCAAAGAGACAUCAAGCCUUAUUCAUUGCCCAAAAAUUCAAACUGGAGAAUCAUCCCAUGUGUGUAAGGAAUGUGGGAAGGCCUUCAGUGACCUGUUUAAACUGAGGACCCAUCAGAAAGUUCACACUGGAAAAACACAUCACAGUUGCAGUGAAUGUGGGAAAGCGUUCACCCGCAAACACUCACUUGUUCAGCACCAGAGAGUUCACACUGGAGAAAGGCCUUAUGAGUGUGGCCAGUGCGGGAAGGCCUUCACUCGCAGCUUCCAUGUUGCUCGGCACCAGAAAGUUCACAACACAGAAAGGCCCUAUGAGUGCAGACGGUGCCGGCGAGUCUUUAGCUGUAUCUCCAACUUUGUUGAGCACCAGAAAAUACACACUGGAGAAAGACCCUAUGAGUGCAAUGAAUGUGGGAAGGCCUUCAUUAACAGCUCUCAUCUUGUUCGGCACCAAAAAGUUCACAACACAGAAAGGCCUUUUGAGUGCAACAAGUGUGGGAAAGCCUUCCGGCAAACCUCCAAGCUCAUUCUGCAUCAAAGGAGUCACACUGGAGAAAGACCUUAUAAGUGCAACCAAUGUGGGAAAGCCUUUAGCUGCCCCUCCAACCUUGUCCCACACCAGCGGAUUCAUACUGGAGAAAAGCCUUAUGAGUGCUCUGAGUGUGGGAAAGCCUUCAGUCAAAGCUCUGCCCUCAUUCAGCACCAGAAGGUUCACACCAGAGAAAGGCCUUAUGAGUGCAGUGAAUGCGGGAAAGCCUUCAGCUACAGCUCUAAUCUCAUUAAGCACCGGAAAGUUCACACUGGAAAAAGGCCUUAUGAGUGCAGCCAGUGUGGGAAAGCCUUCAGCGAAAGCUCCAUCCUCAGUCAGCACCAGAGAGUUCACACUGGAGAAAAGCCCUAUGAGUGUAAUAAAUGCGGAAAAGCUUUCCGCUACAGCUCAAACCUCUCUAAGCACCAGAAAGGUCACACUGGAAGGGAGCCUUCUCAGUGCAGUGGACAUAGAAAUGCCUUCAGCUGGAGCUCCAGCCUCCCUCAGCACCAGAAAGGUCAUACCAGAGAAAGGCCUUAGGAGUGU
This is a messenger RNA of Equus quagga, 4104 nucleotides long. RefSeq names its product zinc finger protein 304-like. Gene Ontology annotation, molecular function: DNA-binding transcription repressor activity, RNA polymerase II-specific. The record is from RefSeq and is a predicted model, not a curated record. NCBI's taxonomy places the organism in Eukaryota, Metazoa, Chordata, Mammalia, Perissodactyla, Equidae. Bases 2071 to 4098 code for a protein of 675 amino acids. The transcript is spliced from 4 exons. Gene Ontology annotation, biological process: negative regulation of transcription by RNA polymerase II.